Messenger RNA from Fulvia fulva, 543 nucleotides. RefSeq lists its product as uncharacterized. Lineage: Eukaryota; Fungi; Ascomycota; Dothideomycetes; Mycosphaerellales; Mycosphaerellaceae. Bases 1 to 543 code for a protein of 180 amino acids. The record is from RefSeq and is a predicted model, not a curated record. The transcript has a single exon.
AUGGACCGAUUCCAGCCGGUCCACCAGACUUCAUAUCUCCUGCAACUUCCACGUGAGCUCAGAGACAUGAUUCUCGAGCUCGUUGUGGCACAGACGGAUGAGGUAAAACUCUUCAUCGAGCACUUCGAACGCGACUCCAUCAACGAACAAAUACCGCCAAGUCUGAUGCACACUUGCUCGCAAUUACGCAUCGAGGCUGCUGAGAUUUGGUACAGCAAGAACACAUUCCGGAUCCAUUCCAUCCAGCAGCUGCUAGGUCUUCUCGAUUUCGAAGCUGAGCAUCACAAACACUUGCGGUGGGUCCGUCUAUCCAAUGAGGCUACACCAUACAUCGCCCAAGCUGCGAAAAUGGCCGCGAUUGCUGACCAGACUUGCCAACUGGCAAAGGGGACGAUCAGUGUCAUCUCGUCAGAUAAUCACCCAAAGCCAGGGGGAUGGGUGUGCUUCUUCGUGGAUGCUCGUGGUCGCAUAGAAACUUACGAGAAUGAUCGAUACUAUGCAGAUCUUGACGAGCAUUACUGGGCUAUGCAGGAUGAGAGUUGA